Thalassophryne amazonica is the source of this 2586-nucleotide messenger RNA. Its product is annotated as fibronectin type III domain-containing protein 7-like. The transcript has 10 exons. The record is from RefSeq and is a predicted model, not a curated record. The coding region runs from base 1 to 2586 and encodes 861 amino acids. NCBI's taxonomy places the organism in Eukaryota, Metazoa, Chordata, Actinopteri, Batrachoidiformes, Batrachoididae. Gene Ontology annotation, molecular function: protein binding.
AUGCACGUGAGGUGGAGCAGUGACAGUAGCGCCACACAGUAUGAGCUGAACUUUAGAAAUCUGAAUGCCAGUGUGGCAGUGAUUUCUGUAAUGCAGGCUGCUUCGAUCGGCACAGAGAGGCUGGUUCAAGGUUUAAGACCUGGACACUAUUAUGAAGUCACACUCAAGAUUGUUGAGUAUUUAACUGUGGUCUGCACAAAUGUCAAAAUAUCCCAAACAGUGCCCGGCAGGACCCAAUUCACCUCUUCUCAAGAAAUUUCAAGUACGUCUAUAAAGAUUGAGUGGGCCAGUGUGUUCGGCGCUGACACAUACGUCUUGUUUGUGGAGACCUCUUCGACCGUGGUGUACAACCAUAGCUUCACGGGCCUGAGCACACAACUGGAUGGACUGACUCCUCGCACCAGCUACACGUGUUACAUUUACGCCGCCGACAGUGCUGGAUGGAGUGCCAGUAGUACACAAAAGACAUUAACAACAUUGGUCCAGCCGCCAACUGGUGUCACUCUUGUAUCGACGGGGAGGAACACCGCUACAGUAUCAUGGAAUCCAGUAAAUAACGUGCUGUCCUAUCAAGUAACUGUGAGUGACAACGACAACCCCAACAAUGCCCCAGUCAUCAAAACGGUCCUGACUACCACCGCACUUAUUGAUGAUUUGGAACCUUGCUCGACGUACACAGUGGGGGUAUCAUCACUGAAUGUGUUCUCAGUACCUGGGGAGCCGUAUAAUGUUACGCACACCACAUCCACUAUAGACCCGGUGACGGCAGUGUCUCAGAAAUACCACUGCUCCAUUGCCACGGUGGCCGUGAGCUGGGAUUCGGUGUUAGGCGCGACGUUGUACAAGGCUGUGGCUGUAGACAGUACCGGCAUGUCCCAUAACUGUACGACCACCUCUAACAGCUGCAACAUCACCAUGCUCAAAUGUGGCAAGAAGUACCAGGUCCAAGUCAUAGCGAUCUCUGACGACUGCAAUAGCAUCUCCAAUGACACCAUGGUGUUCGAUACAGUCCCGUGUCCUCCUGCUGAUCCUCACGUUGACUAUUCAUGCUCCAGCAGCAGCAUCUACUUUAACUGGCAGCACACAAACAACACCAGGUUCUAUGUAGCCAGGCGGUUGGAUGAAACCGGUCACGUGUCUGAGUGCAGAACGCUUGAUAGCACCUGUCACUUCAACACGGACUGCGGUCACACCUACAACUUCACUGUGUUUGCCGUCAGCAAUGAAUGCAACAGUGACGUCACGCAGCCCGUGUCCGUCCAAACCAUUCCUUGUGUGCCUGAAAAUAUUCAGACAGUGACGCACUGCCAGGAUCAGAGGCUGUUCACCUCCUGGCAAUCAGCUGCUGGAGCAACGUCCUACUACAUAGAACUCCGUGGAAACACAGAAGAGAAAAUCUACAACUGCACCACCUCUAACACCAGCUGUGAGGUGACAGGCAUUCCCUGCGGUGAGCAACUCAGCGUGUGGGCCGUCGCUUCCAAUGACCAGUGCUCCACUGAAGAAGUGUUUGUGAACGUGGCUGAGACGGUUCCCUGCACGCCCACUAACGUGACAGCAGUGGUUGACUGCAGUCAAGAUUCUGCAAGAAUCAGCUGGAUUCAGAGCAAAGGUGCCAUAUUUUACACCGUCAAUUCUCAGCACGCAGAUGGCACCAUACGCAGCUGCAACUCAAUGAUGCCCACCUGUGUGAUUGACAGCCUACAAUGUGGGCAGAACUACAAUGCCAGCGUUAUUGGCACAAACAUGAUGUGUAACAGCACCGUGAGCCAUCAAGUCACCUUUAAAACAGCCUCCUGUCGUCCAGAAGACGUUGUGGCAUUAAGGAACUGUCACAACAACAGUGUACUGAUAAUGUGGCAGAAUCAUCAGCCCGAUGGCGUCUACACAGCAACCAUAGAGGAUCCAAGCGGAACUCAGUUCACUUGCACCAGCAAUACAGUCAGUAACUGUACCAUCAACGCUCCGCCUUGUGGAAAGACGUACAAUGUCACCGUCACCAACACUGCCACACAGUGUAAUUCCACUUCGGCAGUUAUCACCAUGGAUUCAGUGCCAUGUGGUCCUGGGGAUGUACUGGCCAACGUCUCCUGCAGUACUGGGGAACUAACAGUCACCUGGAGCAACUAUUUUUCUGCAGACAACUACACCACUGUUGUCUCUAGAGAGAGUGACCCGCCCCUUUACUGUUACUCCACUGAGACCACGUGCACACUGGGAGGUUUGGCGUGUGCAAGUACCUACGUGGUGACAGUCUUCAGUGUCAGCGGGACAUGCCGCAGUCUACUGAGUGCACAAGUCAUAGUGCAAUCAUUGCCAUGCAGUCCAUCCAUUCUGACCAGUGAGCUGGACUGCGACACUGGUGCAGGUCAACUGACCUGGUCUGCCAGAUCCAACGCAGACAAUUACACGGUGACAGCCACUAGUUCUGGAGGCACCCUUCUUUGGAGCAGUACUGAUACCAGCGCCACGCUCAACGACCUUCUCUGCGGUCAGAUCUAUGAUAUCUGUGUUAGUGCGUCCAACGACACUUGUGUCAGCAACUGCAGUGUUUCCGUCGUACAUCAUUCAGGUACUAAUUUGUAA